GAAAAAAUUGUAUGAAAAAUUGAAAGUGUUUUGCAUAAAAGCAAAUCCAUAUUUUUGUGAGUUUUCAGAUUACAAAAAGUGAGCAGAUGCAUGAAUUUUAGCACGCAUCAAUUCCAGGGGUGGGGGCGUGAGUGUCUAUUAGCCCCCUGUCACGUGUCUCGUAAAAAGACAAUAGACCUUCAAUAAUAGACCACCCAUUCAAGGAAAUAAAUCAUGAAAAACAUGGCGGCCGUUAAGUAUGUCAUCUUCUCUUUGCUAAUAUUCCUCAUCCUCGCUUUCAUCGCCGGUACAGACUCUUAUAGGUAUUGCGAUGUUACUCAAGAAAGGAAACUUCGGUCAUUAGUACACCAAGGCUAUAUAAACAGCGAAAAUUUAGAAUGUUUGCUUCGUACGUUCGCACAUCAACACAGAAAUAUUGCUCGACUCCAUCCAGUUGGAACGUCAGCAUUGAAGCGUGAGUUACUGGCUAUGCAGAUCACCGACAAUCCAUACGUUAGGAAGCCAGGAAAACCUAUGUUUAAAUACGUUGGAAACAUGCACGGUAAUGAAGUGGUAGGAAGGCAAGUUUUGAUCUAUCUCAUCGCUUAUUUACUCGAGAAUUAUGGAAUAAAUCACCGUGUCACGAGAUUGGUUAACACCACAGAUAUAUUCAUUAUGCCGUCUAUGAACCCAGAUGGAUUUGAGAAGGCAAAAAAAGGAUGUUCCGGAAUAAUUGGACGAUAUAAUCACAAUGGCGUCGAUCUUAAUCGUGAUUUCCCCGAUCAAUUUAAUAGCUGGGACAAGUACGACAUAAAUUCAGCACAGCCAGAAACUCGAGUUAUGUUGCGGUGGAUUCGUGAACAUCCUUUCGUACUGUCGGCGAAUUUACACGGCGGGGCACUGGUAGCUAGCUAUCCUUUUGAUAGCAACGAGAACCAUACAGAGACUGGUGAAUACAGUGCAACGCCAGAUGAUGAAAUCUUUAGACAUUUAGCUAGCACAUACGCGACAAAUCACAAGACAAUGAGUAAACAGGGAGGGCACAGGGAUGAGUUUAAAGGCGGCAUCACCAAUGGUGCCUACUGGUAUGAUGUCCCAGGGGGCAUGCAAGAUGUGAAUUACUUGAUAAGUAAUUGUUUUGAAAUCACGCUUGAAUUGUCUCGGUGCAAAUACCCACCCAGAUCGCAUUUGCUGACAGAGUGGUAUAACAACAGAAAGGCUCUUUUGACAUAUAUGGAGCAAGUGCAUCGGGGUAUUAAAGGAUUUGUAAAAAACCAACAUGGAGGUGGUAUUCACGGAGCCGUUGUUCAUGUUCAAGGACUUGACAAAAAUGUAACAACAGCAUUACCUGGUGACUUUUGGCGAAUUUUGUUACCGAGAAAUAAUUACACAGUCACGGCUUGUGCUUCAGGUCACAGGUGCAAAACAGUGCAUAAUGUUAGAGUCAGCUCUGGGGAUGCUACUGAGUUAGAAUUUGUCUUAGAAAGAGAUAAACAUAGCCACAGAAAUAACUUCAGAAUGUCUACAUGUGAUAUUCCAUGGUUGAGGAAAAGGACUUUCAGAACCAAGCGAGACUUGUCGUCUAGCCUUCAAGCAUUGGACCCAAAUGUUGAAGUUCCAUUCACAAGUAUUCCAACUACAAGUAAAGGAUUUACUCAACUUGUUAAUGACUGGGAGAAACCAAGAAUCUUUAAAAAUCAUAACUACAAUGACAUGACAACAUUUCUUCAGACUAUAGCAAAGUUAUACCCAAACAUUACUAGACUGUACACCAUUGGAAAAUCAGUUCAAAACAGGGAGCUCUGGGUAAUAGAAAUUACUGACAACCCGGGAAUGCAUGAAGUAGGAGAGCCGGAGUUUAAAUAUGUAGGAAACAUGCAUGGUGAUGAAGUGGUUGGAAGAGAGACUCUUUUACUCUUAAUUCAAGCUCUUUGUGAGAACUAUCACAAAAUCCCUGUUGUAACAGCACUUGUGGAUUACACUCGCAUUCAUAUCAUGCCGUCAAUGAAUCCUGAUGGGUACGAAGUGGCCAACCGUGAAAAUGCCCAUAAUGUUGACUUGAACAGGAACUUUCCAGAUCAGUUCUUUCCUUACCUGAACAGAAAUCAUGAGCCUGAAACAUCUGCUGUUAUGAGAUGGAUCACUUCUAUUCCAUUUGUGCUGUCAGCCAACCUUCAUGGGGGCUCCAUUGUUGCAAAUUACCCAUUUGAUGAUACACCAUCAGGACGGCAAGGCUAUAGCAAGAGUCCAGAUGACCUUGUGUUUCGACAAUUAGCACUCUCAUACUCUAAAGCACAUCCAACAAUGAGUGCAGGACGUCCCUGCCCUGGCUAUGAUGAUGAGUAUUUUAAAGACGGCAUUACUAAUGGUGCAGAAUGGUACAUUGUUAAAGGUGGCAUGCAAGACUACAAUUACGUCCACUCAAACUGCCUUGAACUUACCAUAGAGAUGAGUUGUGUGAAGUUUCCUGCCCAGUCUAAGCUGAAGUCAUACUGGGAUGCCCACAAAGUUUCUCUUUUAACAUUUAUGUCUCAAGUUCACACUGGCAUCAAAGGAGUCGUAAAGAAUGACCAGGGGACAGGAAUCAGUCACGCAACCAUCUCUGUCUCAGAAAUAAGGCAUAACAUCACUUCUGCACAUGAUGGAGAUUACUGGAGACUUGUUGUCCCUGGUAAAUAUUUCAUCACUGCCUCUGCUCCAGACUACAUUUCUGAGACAAAAAGUGUUGUUGUAUCUGCUGGUCUUGCUACAGAAUUGAACUUUGUACUGAAACAAGUUGUUCAGCCUACAAUUUCCACAACCACCAUCGCUGCUCAGACCUCCACGGCCCAAACACUCUUUCCAGUUGAGACAAAACUUUCUUCUGAAGAAACCCAGUAUUCUCAGAAAAGCUCUGUUCUACUGCCAACUUCAAGUGCUGCUGUUCCGUCAAGUUCUGCAACAUUAAAAUCAACUGUUACAAAUACGCAAGUUCCAUCUCAAGUUCCAUCACAAGACUCUUCUGUACAUUAUUCUCAGCACAACUACAAUCAGAUGACCUCCUUUCUUCAAGAGCAAGCCAGCAAGUGUGCAAACAUUACCAAGCUGACAACAAUUGGAACAAGUCAGGGAGGAAAGCUGAUUUAUUCCUUAGAAAUCACUGAGGAUGUGGGACUUACUCAGAGAAAGCCUCGUGUUGGCCUAGUUGGAAGUUUACAAGGGACUGACAUAGUUGGAAAAGAGCUCCUUCUUAAAUUAGUGGGACACCUGUGCAAUGCUUAUCAACAAAAGGAAGCAAGCAUCAUAAAGCUUGUUCAAACAACAGUGCUGCACAUUGUACCUGCUGUGGAUGUGGAUGGAAAUGAAAAGGCAACUGAAGGAGACUGUAAUGGAACCUUGGAACCUAAGGAUGACUUAUCCAGGAGCUUUUAUUACAACUUAACCCAGAGCGAAAAGAGUUCAUUACCUAAGAAUAUUGAGGAGUUUCUCAAAUCAGCUGCUGAUGAACCUCAAGAGGUUAAGCAUGUGAAGUCUUGGAUGAAAGAUAACAACUUUGCUCUUGUGGCAGACUUCAGUGGAGGAGAAAUGCUAGCAAGGUAUCCCUUGAGUGUUCACAUGACUAACAGCGAUUCUGUGAAAGGUUCUGUAACGUCAGAUGACAGCUUGUUUAGAGAGCUUGCUCUUGGCUAUUCCAAGAAACAUCCCACAAUGCACCUUGGAAAAGGCUGCAGUGAACUGGCGGCAGGGUUUCCGAAUGGAAUUAUGAGUGGAGCACAGUGGAAAGAAAUUCAUUAUACAAUGCAAGAUUAUGCGUACUUGAGUCUUGGCACUCCACAGCUCUCUUUCUUCAUUUCCUGUUGCAAGUACCCACCAACUAGAGAACUAGUCAAGAUUUGGGAGGCAAAUCGUGAACCACUUUUAGGAUUCUUGAGUAAAUCACAUCAAGCUGUACAGGGGGUUAUUCACACCUUACAUCACCGUCCACUGAACAGCACAACAGUGACCAUUAAGGGCUCAAAUUCAGUCAUUACUCUCAAACAAAAUGGUCCUAACUUCUACAGACUGCUAGCAAAGGGGCAGUACAAGAUCACUGCGCAAGCUCUGAGCUAUUCAAGUGUCAUUAAAGAGGUGACAAUCAACGACAAAGCAGUGACUGAUGUCAUGUUCAAUUUACACGAAAAACCACGAUUUACUCAUCAUAAAUAUGCGGCCACGGAAGCCUUUCUGCGAGGUGUCUCCUCAAAGUGUCCAAGCAUCACAAGGCUAUACAGUAUUGGUCAGACUGUACAGUACCGCAACAUCUGGGUCAUGGAGAUCUCUGAUAACCCAGGGGUGCAUGAGGCGGGCGAGCCAGAGUUCAGCUAUGUGGGUGGAAUCCAUGGUAAUGAAGCGGUUGGGAAAGAGAUGCUUUUACUGAUGAUUCAGCAUCUGUGCUUGAGUUAUGGUAAAGAUGACUUGGUGACUCGCCUGGUCAACAGUACUCGUAUACACAUCCUGCCUGUCCUGAAUUCAGAUGGAGCCGAAGUGGCUUCUGAGGGGGACUGCUUGUCCAAUAAGGGAAGAAAUAAUGCAAGGGACGUGGAUAUUAACUCGAAUUUCCCAGGACUCUACGACACCACACGGAAGAUUCAUGAAGCUGAAACUAAUGCCAUGAUGAAGUGGAUCAAGAAAUACCCGUUUGUUCUGUCAGCCAGUUUACACGGAGGCUCGCUUGUAGCAAACUAUCCCUUUGACGCACACCCUGAAGGUCGCACUCUCUCUAACCCCACCCCAGACGAUGAUGUCUUCCGUUACUUAGCAACAACGUAUGCGAACUCACAUCCAUCAAUGCAUUAUGGGAAACCAUUGUGCCCAGGCCCUUCCGUAAGGGAGGAGUUUCCUAAAGGAAUCACAAAUGGAGCGGCGUGGCGAGGCAGUGAGGGUGGAAUGAAAGAUUAUGUGUAUCAAAAUACAAACUGUCUUGAGAUUAGUAUACACAUGGGCUGUUGUAAAUUCCCGUACGCACAAGAGCUGGAGCAUCACUGGAAGGAACAUAAGGAUCCACUCUUCUUUUUUGUGUUUCAGGUGCAUCGCGGUGUAAAAGGCUUCGUGUAUGACGACACAGGUUCUCCUAUACAGAACGCAGUGAUCUCAGUAAGAGGUCGCGAUCACGACGUCACAACAGCCAAAGACGGCGACUUUUGGCGUAUUCUUACACCAGGAACCUAUCAGGUUACCGCGUCGGCUCCAGGGCGGGAAAAAGUGACGCAAGACGUCCAAGUUCAUCCAAAUGAGCCCGCGACACAAGUGAAAUUUACACUGUCCAGUCAAAACCUUGUGUUUGGUCUGCCAAUGGCUGUCAUGGUGGGAAUCAGUGGUCUGGUGACGGUAGUGUUGAUUCUUAUUGUGGUAGGAUUAUGGCGUCUCGUGCGAUACCGAAAACACCUGCAAGUGCGAAGAAAUGGCUACGUGAUGGAUUACGAACAAGAACGAUCGCUCAAUUCGUUUAAUUCCAAGGCACUGCUAAACAAUGAGUAUUCUGAUGAUACAGACGACGAUGAAGAAGAUAUAAUAUUAGAAAAUGUCAGACGAUGAUAGUGGGUCUGUAAAUAACUUAAUUACUAAACAAUUCACGCGAUAAUCUCCGUUGCUGUUGAACAGCGAUACGAGGUUAAAACAUUUUCCUAUCGAAAGUAACUUAGUGUUGUGCUAUUAGGUGGAAAAUGUUGAUAUGCUCCGCGAAAUCUAGAUUCUUGCAACGUAAACUUUAAAUAUUGUCUAUUUUUUUGACAAAAAUACAAUAUAACUCAUCUCAACUGGAGUAUUGACACAAUUUGAUGAUAAAAUUUCCAGUUUCCAAUGUAAUAAGAGGUGUCUUUCUACAAAUAAAUUUGCAAAUAUAUGUUUCAGUGGUGGGAUGGGGUGGGAGAGAAAUGAUGUGAAGAAUUGGGGGUGCUCUUUUUUCGAACUCCUGUUCUCAUUUGAGGUACUCACUUUAUAGCUAACAUGCAUGGAAGCUUUGGAAAAGCAACAUUUUGAAAUAGAUACAUUUUAGCUUGUUGAUGUCAAAACAAAUACUCAUAAUCGAGGUUUAUCACAGACAGUCAGGAAAAGACAAUUAUUGUAUUAUUUCAGAGCUGAUUGAAGGAGUUCUUUUUUCUAAAUUAUCGACCUCCUAAUUUUGAGUGUCUUUAUACCUACUCUACACUCUUUUUUUUAUAAGAAUGUGUACUCGGCUUGUCAUUCCCAGGCUGCCUAUUCCUAUUAUUCGGCCGACUUCAGGUUGAAACUAUCCUUGUGUACAUUCUUUGAUUACAGAGUAAAGUGCAUGUAUUUUAGUUAAAUAAAACGGGUGUGAUCCGGAACUGAACUAUCGAACAGAAUUGUAUGGUGUCUGCAUAGUUUUACGAUGCGCACUAUACUUUUUCAGUGGUGAAAUAAAGUUCAUUUUAAAAGAGGUGA
This is a messenger RNA of Orbicella faveolata, 6399 nucleotides long. Its product is annotated as carboxypeptidase D-like. Lineage: Eukaryota; Metazoa; Cnidaria; Anthozoa; Scleractinia; Merulinidae. The record is from RefSeq and is a predicted model, not a curated record. Gene Ontology annotation, biological process: protein processing; peptide metabolic process. Gene Ontology annotation, molecular function: metallocarboxypeptidase activity; zinc ion binding.